This is a messenger RNA of Capsicum annuum, 1372 nucleotides long. Its product is annotated as persulfide dioxygenase ETHE1 homolog, mitochondrial. Bases 254 to 1078 code for a protein of 274 amino acids. The record is from RefSeq and is a predicted model, not a curated record. The transcript is spliced from 9 exons. Gene Ontology annotation, molecular function: sulfur dioxygenase activity. Gene Ontology annotation, biological process: hydrogen sulfide metabolic process; glutathione metabolic process. NCBI's taxonomy places the organism in Eukaryota, Viridiplantae, Streptophyta, Magnoliopsida, Solanales, Solanaceae.
ACUGAAAAUUUUGAAAGCAAAUCUAUAAAAUAUUUAUUAGUCAAAUUUAAUUAUUCAUUUUAACUCAUUGUCAUCUACAUUGAACACUGUACGAACCAGAACUCCCAUUACAAUGACGUCACUCUUGUUGUAAAAUACGAUAACCCCAAAGCCAAUAAUCCUCGAUAUCAACAACUGUUGGUGGGUGGGGUUGAGGUUCUUUGUUAGGAAUCUUGAAUUUGCAGCAUUGAUAUAAUCGCGGCAGCAAUAUAAAAUGAUGCUCAGAUUCCGAUGUGUUCCAUUGUUUAAACCUCAAGCUUCUCUCUUUCGUGCUCAAAUGGGUUCGUAUUCGACUAAUCAUGGUGAUCAUAAGCUGGUGUUCCGUCAGUUAUUUGAGAAAGAAUCGUCUACUUAUACUUACCUUCUUGCUGAUGCUUCUCACCCACAAAACCCUGCUCUGCUGAUUGACCCAGUGGACAAAACGGCGGAUCGUGAUCUUGCACUUGUUAAGGAACUGGGCUUGAAGCUUAUAUAUGCUAUAAACACACAUGUACAUGCUGAUCAUGUCACUGGCUCUGGCUUGAUCAAGACAAAGUUCCCUGGUGUUAAAUCAAUCAUAUCCAAAGCAAGCAAUGCAAAAGCUGAUCUUUUCGUUGAACCUGGUGAUAAGAUCUACUUUGGUGAUAUUUUCCUGGAGGUUCGUGCAACUCCUGGCCAUACACUAGGCUGUGUUACCUAUGUCACGGGAGAUGAAUCCAAUCAACUUCAGCCAAGGAUGGCCUUUACCGGUGAUGCCCUUUUGAUACGUGGAUGUGGAAGGACAGACUUUCAGGGUGGAAGUUCAGACAAAUUGUAUGAUUCAGUUCAUUCACAGAUUUUCACAUUGCCCAAAGACACAUUGGUAUAUCCUGCUCAUGACUACAAAGGGUUCACCGUCAGCACAGUGGGAGAAGAGAUGCUAUACAAUCCACGCCUAUCUAAAGAUAAGGAAACAUUCGAAAAUAUCAUGCAGAAUUUACAUUUGUCAUAUCCAAAAAUGAUGGACGUCGCAGUUCCAGCUAACAUGGUUUGCGGAUUACAAGAGACAAAAUCAGAAUAAUGCUAAAUUUUUCUUUCAUUCUCUAAUCGUUUCUUGGUCGCCAUGAAUGAAAACAGGAAGAAGGGGGUAUACACGUUCGAAGUGACCUAACUAAAUAAAUGUUUAGCUGGAGAAGUUGAAUAAGAUAUACCAAUAUAGUUUCAAGAAGCUAUGUUACUCCAACUGAUAAGAUUCUUGAAUAUAUGUGAUAAGACAGACAGUGAAUCUUGAAUAUAUGUAUGGAACUUGAUUUGUGAGACUGCUGAUGGGAAUAAUGAAAGUGAAAUUUAUCAGCUGUUGCUGUAUUAAUUGAAA